Molecule: messenger RNA, 2403 nt
Organism: Amphiprion ocellaris (clown anemonefish)
Lineage: Eukaryota; Metazoa; Chordata; Actinopteri; Pomacentridae
Product: transmembrane and coiled-coil domains protein 1-like
Exons: 3
Coding region: 1410-2219 (269 amino acids)
Cellular component (GO): endomembrane system
Source: RefSeq, a predicted model, not a curated record
UGAAUACAGCCAGCAUGACCGUUUGGGAGAUCAGUAAACCUCCAAAACAUCUAGGAGACUACAAUCACAUCAAAUCAGUCUAAUCAAAUACAGCAUUUACACGACCUGUGUGCUUUUGCUAUAGUUGUACAAGCCAUCCCAGACCUCUUCUCUUUGUAACAUGGAGGUAGAGGAGGUGGUGCUGGAAGCUACCUUUCUGCUUCAAACCUUGGACUUGACCCAGUUUUAUUAAGUAGCCUCCAUCAGGCAUAGCUCUGCUGCUCUGAGUUCCAAUAUUCACACAGACUUUCAUCAAUGUUUUUGAAACUACUACAAAUACGAAUAGUGUUGGAUCUUAAAUGGCAUACUCAAUAUGUCACCGUUGCUAAGCAACAGGAAAGCUAGAAUUCUAACAGCUCAGAGCAUACUGGUUAUUUAGAAAGUAUUUGUUUUUUUUAAAUUUUUGAAAGUCAAGCAAAAAAUGAAAUGAAAUAAAGUGUUUGGCAUUAAAUCUGUCAGUAUAUAGCUUUUUAUCAACGCCUGGCAGGUUGAAAGUAAAUGAAAACAACUCAAGACAACUUCAUUUAAAGUCAGGUAAGUAGCUAGUUAGCAAACGCUACCAGCUUUCGCUAAGUCAUUUUAUCCAAAUGACAAAGAAGCAUUCAAUCACUCAGUCAAACUAUUUACAGAGGUAGUUUAUGUCUUGGUAUCUGUGUCAAUGUGUGAACACAAACUCAGCUAGCUAUUGAUUGUUACUAACUGGCCUCACAUCAACAGCCAAACUACAAGCACCAGUUGGGUUUAGGUGGUAGAAGACAACAGGAGACAGAGAAAAACAAAUUAGCUACUAAAAUGUCUGAUACUGCUGCGCUAGCUAGGUUCAAUUAUAAUCUCACUUGUUCCUUGUAGCUACUUAUACAGUGAAAAAGAAAAGAAAAAUCCAUUUUAACAGGAUGGAUAUGCGAACGAAAAAAAUCCCUGCUAUCUUUCAAUUUUUGUUGAAACUUGUUAUUGGCUCAGUUGCAUGGUUAUAUUUGAGGCUAUAUUUGCUUUGAUGUUCUUGUCAUGGACUGCCGAAAGACAAGGUGUUUCCUGUGCAGACAUUCUUCAUAAAUCAUAAUCUGUAACUGAUAUAAACAUUAACAUUACUAAAUCAAACUACAAGAAUUUGCGUACAGAUCUUUCUGUUAUGCACCCCCCAGUAUUUUGCUUUAUUAUAUACUUUACUAUAAUUCAGAUAUAAUCUUUCAAUGUAAUAAUCACACAACCCAGACUGAUGGUCUCACUGCUCUGAACAGAAUAUUUAUUCUUUUUUUAUGUUGUGUGUCCUUUUACUGAGCUUCAUUUUAACAUGCUUAAAGUUGUAGUCCUAAUUUUCAAAUUAAAAUAGGAAAGUUAUUCAGUGGUCUGGAUAGUAGCUUAUCGAUCAAAUGUCAUUACAGGUAACAGGAAGUCUCCGAAUAUCCUUUCAAGUCAUUAAUUCUGCAACUAUGAUGUCCAAACUAAGAAAAACGUGGUCCUGCGUCUGUAGCAAGUCCGGCAGCACUGAUAGCAUUGAGGCCCUGAAUGACUUGGAUGAAACCCAGGAAGAUGAUGGUGUUGGCCCAGGGGGAACCGGAACCCUUGGCACAGAACUGUUGCAAUUGAGCCUAAUGUGUGGUAGAGAUGGCGAUGGUUCUACUGCUAUUGGAGGACCUGCUGACUCCACAAACAAAACCCCUGACCAUUCUCAAGUUUCAGGGUUUGAUUCUGUAUGCCAAGACAUGCACAGGCUCCAGGAAGACCAAGGUCAACUUGUGAAAUGUUUUGAAAAUUUAACCAUCUUCCACCAAAGCAACUUCUUGGUGAUCAUGGAGGCUGUACAAGAACGGUGUGAUGUUUUAGAAGAGCAACUCACUGACUUUGCAGAACUGUUUCAGAAUGAGAUUUCCAACUUGACAGAGGAACUUGCCAGUGUGGAGGAGGAGAUUUCUCACCAGUCUCAUGAAGGAGUGACCAACAUUCAUGAGGCGCUCAAUGCUCUUCAGUCACUCCUCUCUGACAUGGAGCUGGAGCAGCAGCAGCAUAGUUGGGAGAACGCCACAGACCAGACUCUUCUUGGAAAACUAAUCGAUGUGCUGCUAGUUUUCCUGGAGUUUGUGGCCACAGCAGUUAACUAUCUCAUCCCACUGAUGAAACCACCAGGCCACAUGCUUUCAAUACUGCUUUUAGUACUCUUCCAUCUUCUCUGGAGGCACUGAGAUUCCCAUUUGAGUAUCCCAAGUUUUCUCUGCCCUUAAUGUCCUGAAAAGGAGACCAUCAAUGAAACUGAAUCUUCAUUAAUAGUUCAGUGGACUCUUUACAGAAGUUAUCCAUCCAUCUUUAAAACUCACAAUAUUCCUGCCAAGAAGUCAAAUUUAGUAGUCUAAAAAAAAAAAAAUGAAA